Messenger RNA from Eurytemora carolleeae, 1847 nucleotides. RefSeq names its product probable ATP-dependent RNA helicase DDX56 (gene Hlc). Gene Ontology annotation, cellular component: nucleolus. The record is from RefSeq and is a predicted model, not a curated record. Gene Ontology annotation, molecular function: RNA helicase activity; ATP binding; nucleic acid binding. The transcript is spliced from 16 exons. The coding region runs from base 34 to 1815 and encodes 593 amino acids. NCBI's taxonomy places the organism in Eukaryota, Metazoa, Arthropoda, Copepoda, Calanoida, Temoridae.
ACUUGACUUAAAAAAUCCAUUCAGAGUUAAAAAAUGUCGGAUACAGAAGAUGAAAAAAAGAAAUUACCUUUCCAUGAGAUGGAGUUGGAUGAAAGGAUUCUGAAAGCUAUCGCUAAACUUGGUUGGAUUGAUCCCACUCUUAUUCAGGAGCGUGGUAUUCCGUUGCUUCUUGAAGGAAGGGAUCUGCUGGCAAGAGGUAGAACUGGAUCUGGCAAAACCGGAGCCUUUUCCAUUCCUCUUAUUCAGAGAAUACUAAGGAUAAAGGGUCGGCAGGAUAUUACUGUAAAUCAAGCUGUGCGUGGUGUAGUACUUUGCCCUAGUAGAGAAUUAUCAAGGCAAACCACUCAAGUUUUGACAGACCUUGCAAAUUCUUGUGUAGGAGUUAUCAGAAUUCUUGAUAUUGGAUCAAAAGAGGUUUCUGCUGUCAAACCACUGCUUAGAGAUCUACCAGAUAUAUUGGUUGGUACUCCUGGUAGACUUGCACAACAUCUCAGUUGCACAACAUCUCAGGUAGAUAUUGUACUCCUGGUAGACUUGCACAACAUCUCAGGUAGAUUUGUACUCCUGGUAGACUUGCACAACAUCUCAGGUAGAUAUUGUACUCCUGGUAGACUUGCACAGCAUCUCAGGGAGAAGAAUGUUGACCUCUCUAGUUCCCUCGAGAUCAUGGUGAUUGAUGAGGCCGACCUCAUAUUUUCAUUUGGGUUCGAGGCUGAUAUCAGGUUUAUCCUGGAACAGGUUCCACCAAUCUACCAGGCUGUGUUAACGAGUGCUACUCUAUCUGAAGAUGUUGAAAAAUUGAAGAAAUUGGUUUUAAAUAAUCCUGUUAUUUUAAAACUAUCUGAACCAGAUUUACCAGACUCUAGCCAGCUAACACAGUACGUGUUCAAGCUGGAGGAGGAGGAGAAGUACGUCCUAAUCUACGCUCUCUUUAAGCUCGAACUCAUCAGGGGAAAAACAAUCAUUUUUGUCUCAACAGUGGACAGGUGUUACAAGAUGAAGCUGUACCUGGAACAGUUUAAUAUUCCAUGCUGUGUUCUUAACUCCGAGCUUCCAGCAGCCUCCAGGUAUAUAGAUGACGGUGAGAACGGUGUAGGGAAGAGUAAGAAGAAGGAGAAGAAGGUGGAUAAAGACAAGGAAGCAAGUAAACGAGUUAAAGAUAAAGAGAGUGGUGUAGCACGAGGAAUAGAUUUUCAGUUUGUGUCUAAUGUUGUCAACUUCGAUUUUCCAAAGAACUCUGACAGUUACGUACACCGUGUUGGUAGAACAGCGAGGGCGGGACAAAUUGGGACCGCCCUCAGUCUGGUGGCCGCCAAGGAGAUGGAUCAGCUGAAAGAGGUGGAGGAUAGACUCCAGCAGGUCGCAGGAGGAGAAGCACUCCGUCCAUAUCAGUUUAAGAUGGAGGAAUUGGACGGGUUUAAAUAUAGAGCCAGAGAUGCAUGGAGAGCGGUAACUAAGGUUGCAGUACGCGAGGCUAGAUUGAAGGAGAUAAAUUAUGUACAGGUUGCAGUACGCGAGGCUAGAUUGAAGGAGAUAAAACAAGAAUUGUUGAAUUCGAACAAACUAAUUUCAUACUUUGAAGAUAAUCCCAGAGAUCGACAGAUACUUAGACACGACAAGAAUCUUCAUAUUGUGAAGCAGCAAGAGCAUCUGAGGAAUGUUCCGGAGUACAUCAUACCGGAGACCCUCCGGAGUAUGACGGGAGGAGGAGGACGGAAGAAGAAGAAAAAUCAUCCUCAAAUCUCCGAUGUUCAGAAGAAAUUUAACAAGAGGAAAGCAGAUCCUCUCGACUUUGGGGUCAAACGAAAAAAGUGAUUUUUUUUAUUUUCAAAAUUUUUAUUUUCAGA